AUUGACUGGUUUUAUAAUUCCAUAUAUGUAUAUGCCCUCAGCUCUUCUAAUCGCAGUCGACUGUCAUUAAAAUGAAAGCGUUGGCCACGUCUACUUUGUUUUGGCUAAUGUGGUUUAGCUCCCACAUUGGCUUAAAGUGUGAGGAGCGUAAUUUUCGCAUAAAGAUGGAUGAGUUUUCAGUUAAAUAUAAGGUGCGCGAUUUGAUACAGCAUAUAGAUUUCCGAAUCGUUAAUCUGAACAAUCGGAGUUACGUUAACGGUGAGAUGAUAGUGAACUCUGAUGUGAAUGAUAUAUUAAUGCACACAACUAUGGAUUUUUGGAAGACAACCACCCAAAAGAAAAUAAAGCUAUACGAUGGUCGUUUGGAUGCAUGUCAAUUCCUAAAAACUUCUCACCGAAAUGGAUUGUUUAAAAUUUACGUGAAAAGUUUUAAAAAGCACGUAAAUGGAAACCUAGCUUGUCCCCUAAAAAUGAAUUUCAACUACACCCUGACAAAUUGGCAUAUGGAUGAGAGAGAUCUACCUCCGUUUGUUCCCUUGGGUAAAUUUCGGACUGUCACCGAAUAUUUUACACAAGACCGAUUGGCACUGCGAAUCGUGACGCAAGGAAAAGUGCUUUCAUACAAGACGAAUUGAAAAUGAGAUGUAGCAGAAAACAAUUUGGGCCACAUUUUGUAUAUAAGGAUGCGAAAAGAUUACCAAAAUGGAAUUUUUACUUUACCCACAAUAAUAUUUCUUGUAGUUUUAAUACUAUAAAAACUCAA
Messenger RNA from Drosophila erecta, 763 nucleotides. RefSeq lists its product as uncharacterized. The record is from RefSeq and is a predicted model, not a curated record. The transcript is spliced from 2 exons. The coding region runs from base 72 to 635 and encodes 187 amino acids. NCBI's taxonomy places the organism in Eukaryota, Metazoa, Arthropoda, Insecta, Diptera, Drosophilidae.